Messenger RNA from Protopolystoma xenopodis, 300 nucleotides. NCBI's taxonomy places the organism in Eukaryota, Metazoa, Platyhelminthes, Monogenea, Polystomatidea, Polystomatidae. The record is from the annotation of a GenBank genome assembly.
AUUGCACAUGAAGUAUGCCCACAUCACGUUGGACAUUAUCUCGGCCUUGAUAUACACGAUGCACCAACAGUGUCCCACAAAUCCCCUCUGACGACUGGAGUCGUUUUUACCAUUGAACCAGGACUUUACUUCCCCAGAUCAAAAAAUAUCCCAGUCAAUAAGGAUUUUUCUGACAUUGGAAUUCGACUUGAGGAUGACUACGUUAUCAGCAAGGACGGUGUCGCUUUAAAGUUAAGCGAAACGCUACCCUACAGGCCAGAAGAAAUUGAGAAACUCGUGGGCAAACAAAAACAGAUAUAA